Messenger RNA from Prorocentrum cordatum, 323 nucleotides. The record is from the annotation of a GenBank genome assembly. NCBI's taxonomy places the organism in Eukaryota, Dinophyceae, Prorocentrales, Prorocentraceae.
ACCUCGCCGCGAGGACGGCCUUCGUGUUCGCCUUGGCGACGGCGAUCCGCGCCGCCCAGGACCCUCGGAUUGGCUUGCUGCGGCCGGUCGCCAGCCAGCACCCCCCCGCGCUGGUCCUGGCGCAGCGGGUCUCCAACAGUUUCUUCGUAUUCCCAGGACGGCACGGCAACGUCCUCGCCGCCUGGCUCGACGCGCGCCUCGGGUGCUACGACGCCACCUGGCGGCGCGCCGCGAGCGCCGCCGCGGCGAAGCUCGGCGAGCGGCUGAGGGCGCGCCUGGCGGCGGUGCACGCCCGGCACGCGUGCGCAGCCGCGGCCCCCGCG